Molecule: messenger RNA, 1044 nt
Organism: Prorocentrum cordatum
Lineage: Eukaryota; Dinophyceae; Prorocentrales; Prorocentraceae
Source: the annotation of a GenBank genome assembly
AUGCCGGCGAUCAGCUGCGACGUGCCGUGGCCGGGACUGCUCCUCGAUCAGGAGGCGGUCGCGGCCGCGCGGGCUCUGGCCGCACGGCCCCCGUCGUGCCUGCGAGUGGUGACCUGGAACGUGUGGUUCGACGCCGUCUGCGCCGCGGAGCGCCAGGCGGCUCUGCUCCGGGAGGUGCUGUCCGCCGCGCCCGACGUGGCGUGCCUCCAGGAGGUCGUGCCGGCCUUCGCCGAGGCCGUGCGCAGCUGCGAGGCCCUGGCGGCGGUCUACCGGGCCUCCCCGCAGGCCAUCGACGGCAUGGGCCCUGAGAAGGCGAUCGAGUUCAAGGCGAACCUGUGCAUACUGACCGCAGACGGCUUCAUGCAGUACCUGAAGGACACCCACGUCAAGGAACGAAGUAUCCCAGGGCUUUCGGAUUACGGGUGCCUGCUGCUCGUCCGCCACGACCUCGAGCCCACGUUCGGCGCCCGGCCGCUGCCCUCGCGCAUGGGCCGAGCCCUGCUGUGGGUGCGCUGUGGAGGCAGGUGCCCAGGCCUGGUGGUCGCCACCACGCACCUGGAGUCGCUGAGCAGCGCGCCCUGGCGGCGCCAGCAGCUGGAGGAGGCCUCGCGAUGCCUGCGGGAGUACGAGGGCGCCGUCCUCUGUGGCGACUUCAACUUCGACGACGAGAAGACGUGGGGCGAUUGGCGCCGGCCCGAGCCCGCGCUCGGGCCAGGCGAGCUGGAGAACUGCGUUCUGGGCGAGCUGCUGCCGGACUUUGCCGACACCUGGCGCGAGGUGCACCCAGAGGAUCGCGGGUACACGUUCGACGGCGAGGAGAACCCCGUUUGCUGCCGAGAUCGGGGCGAGCGGAUGCGGUACGACCGGCUGCUGGCGCGGCGGGGGCCAGGCGGAUGGGUGCCCCUGGCGGCGGAGCUGCUCGGGAGGGGCGCCAUCGACAGCUCUGGCAUGCGGCCCUCGGAUCACUACGGGCUCCUGGUGGACCUUGGGCGCGAUGACGGCUGCGCCGACGGCACGCCUCUCGUCGUGGGGCCGCCGCGCCAG